UCCCGUUCGUACGUACCAUACACUGUACCUACCUGGCCUACCCAUCCGUACCUACCUUACCUUGCUUGCCCAAUCUUUGGUCAAGGUUUCUCACCGGCCCAGCAACCAUUACCAAGGGCCCCCGACGAGAAGGCAAGGUACACACGAGGCAGGCCGCAGACCACACUAAGAAGAACGGUCCCUGGUGGGUUUGCCAUGCCUUCCUUGAGGCUCUGAAAUCCAGACUUUUAGUCAGUGCAUCCACUGUCCCAAAAGUUUGGUUUUCACCCAAGGCCCUGCCAGUUCCGCUCUGUUCUUGUUCGGUCGUGAUCUUUCCAACCUCUUCUUUGCACAUUGUAUGUUUGCUUCCCCCGAAUAGCCUCUGCCCUCCCCCGGUCGUGGCCAUGGCGUCCGAUCCUAUGGGAGCUCGAAAGGCUCACAGGAGUUCAGAAGGCUCCCACAUACCUCCGAAAUACUACCACGCCGACCGUUAUACUGCCAACGCCGCUGUCUCCUCCUUCUCCUCCUCCUCCUCCCGAAGAGCCGACCGCGACGCCGCUCACCGAUCCGCCCCCGCCGCUCCGAAGAGACAUACACCUCACUACGCCGUCCACCGAGAGUCUUCGAUCGAGCCAAUACGGCCUUCUGCCUCUGCCUCCGAACAACCUGCCAACUAUCGGGACUCCUUCAUCUCCAUCGUCGACGACCCGUUCUUCCUGCGAUUUGACGAUAACAACAUUGAAGGGGCUCUUGCACUCGACCCCCGUUGGACUGCAACUUCAUUUGACGACGCCGACGCCGACGCCGAAGACGAAGGAGACAAUAACGAAAACGAAAACGCGGGCGAUAGCCAGGAAGACGAAGACGAGGAGGAAGAAUUCGAUUUCGACGCUUUCGAGUUCCGCGAUGACGACACGCCCAACGAGCGCUGGCCGCCCCCAAGAAGAGAGUCGUUGAUAAUAGGACAUUCCUUGUACUGGCAACCACCAACCUCCGCCAUCAUGGAGAGCCUCAAUAUCGCAGUCAUUGGCGCCUCGGGCGUUGGCAAGUCGUCCUUCGUCCAGCGCGUGCUGGGCCUAUCGCGACCGCCCAUUACCAAUGCAUCCAGCGUCCGCAUGGUCGUUGACAAUGUCACCUACGGCGUCACGCUGAUCGAGCUAGACCUCGAGUACUUUGAGCUCAAUCCGCUACAGCCCAUCCAGUGGCCGAAACAGAUCAACGGCCACAUCGUCCCGCGGGUCGAUGGCGCCCUCAUUAUCUACGAUGUCAUGAAUAAGGAGAGCAUGAAGGAAUUGCCUCAAACGAUUGCUGCUUUAACAAAGUCGGGUCUGCCGGCCGUCCUCGUCGCCAAUAAAUGCGAUCAUCCCGAGAGCGAACGGCAGGUUGAUUCGCAGCGAGUCGCCAGCCACGAGUAUUUCAAGUCAUGCGUUGGGGUUUUCAAUCUAUCAACAAGUAGUCCAGAACGGGCCAGAGCGUGUUUAAACACAACUUUGAAAGCCUCGAUCGCUUACCGCAAGGAAUCACAAUUAGAAUCGGGCAUGCCCCGCCGCCGUGCAGCGUCGGCGGCCAACCUCGAGGCCCACGACAGCUCCAACGGACGCCCGCUAAGUCAGCAGAGUAAACAUAGCCGAGCGAGCUCUGAUUUGUCGCUUCUUCGAGGUGUUCCCCCUCCCAUCCCCGAUCACUUACGUGGCCCACAUCCUCCACGGAGUCCUCGAAUAGCCGACUUUGGUGGUGCGCCUUCAAGUUCGGGCUCGUUCGGCCCAUCAGAUACCAUUGAGGAGGAGUCUCAACAAACUGUCUCGAGUCAGCUACGGACACCUGGGAUACGUCUCGACCGCGGGCCAACGGAUUCGUUUCUAGAUAUGGAGGAAUCAGACGCCGAAUCAUUCAGGUACUCGGAGGAGGUUCCCAUUCUACAACGGAGUGAUGAGAGCUUCCUCGAGAAGCCGACCAAGGCCACAGGGGUGGCCUUUGAAGAACUUGUCGACCGGCUCAUUGCUCCCCGGAUGACCAAAGCAGACAACAACUUUUCGGACGUUUUUCUGUGCCUCUACCGAAAGUUUGCCGCACCUGGCGAACUCUUUUCAGCAAUUCUCACGCGACUUGACCGCGUCAGAGACGACAAAUCAGCACAUUAUCUUUCCAAGACCGCAACACAACUCAGAAUCAUUGAAGUUGUCGCAAAAUGGGUAUCGCUGUACCCUGGCGAUUUUGCGCGGUCAGGCACGAGGCGAAACCUAGAAGAGUUCAUCAAGCAUCUCUCCACCGAGCCGAUCUUUUCCAUCGCUGCGCAGCAAAUUCGGCGACAUCUCGAGUUUAGUGUGGUGGAGGAUGACAACACCGGGUGGGCAAAGUCAGACGAGGUUGCAGACGAAGAAGGCAGCAAACUGUUGUCGAGGGAGAAGACGCGCUCUACAUCAGACAUGUCCAACGGUAUGAUCACCCUGAGCAUCGACGACGACAGGACUACAGAUGAGAGACCUUCCGGCAGCUCCGACUUUUCCCAAGUGGACAGGACUAGUAGCGUGGGUACGCAUGUUUCGUUUCACUCGUACGACGAAUACGAAAGAGAGGCGGCGAACAUGGAGCCCACGGAUGUGCUACCGAUGAACAAGUUCCGUUACCACAUUUUCAUGGACAUCACGGACGACGACAUCGCCGAUGAGAUGACACGCAUCGACUGGGUUAUGUUCUCUUCUAUCCGCAUCAGAGACUUUGUGCGGCAUGUGAGUCUCUCCCUGGAGCAACGAUCCAAAUGCAAGAGUCUCAAGAACGUGAAUCGGAUGAUUAACCACUUCAACCACGUGGCGAAGUGGGUUGCCAAUCUGAUAUUAUUACGAGACAAGGCAAAGCAUCGGUCCCAGAUGUUGGAGAAGUUUAUGAACAUUGCACAAAAGCUGCGGCGACUCAACAACUACAACGGUUUGGCGGCGGUGCUCGCAGGGAUCAACGGCACGGCGGUCCAUCGGCUGGCGCAGACAUGGGCACUAGUACCGCCUGAAGCGCAAAAGUCGUUUGCAAAAUUGGGCAUUCUCAUGGGCACACAAAAGAGUCACUUUGCGUAUCGCCUGGCAUGGGAGAAUUCCCCGUUGCCGCGGAUACCAUACAUUCCACUGCACCGGAGAGACCUGGUCUCGGCCGAGGAAGGAAGCAAGACAUUUGUGGGACCUGAAGGCGAUAGAGUUAAUUGGAAGAAAUUCGAGGUACUUGGGGAAGUACUGCUGCCGCUCAUGAAGAGUCAAGGAACUGCAUACCCGAACCUCUCGAAGCACGAGGCAGCUAGAGAGCUGAUUUUGGACUGCAGGAUGCCAACAGACGAAGAAGAAAUAUAUCAACGGAGUGUACAGCUGGAAAGCACGGCGGGCGGCGGUGCCGAGUACAACAAGAAGAAGUUCCCAUGGUUCGCCAAAUAGAAUCUGGCAAAUGGGCGAAGUGUCUCGACGGAAAGACUCUUUUGCCCAACGACGACGAGAGCAUAGAAGGACGAAGGCGCAACGUCUGCGGGCAAGCUGGUCAUUAGCUCGCGCGAGACGUGAUGGCGCAUGCAUGCGUACAUAUCAACGUGUCGGGUUCACGCAGCGAAGUGGGACUGUUUCUAGGCGAUUUGGCUCGAAUUUCACGUUAUAGAUAUCCUGUUCAGCAAUUGAUAUCGAGGUCGAUGAUGGCCUCGAAUUACACUGUCG
Molecule: messenger RNA, 3665 nt
Organism: Colletotrichum godetiae
Lineage: Eukaryota; Fungi; Ascomycota; Sordariomycetes; Glomerellales; Glomerellaceae
Product: RasGEF domain-containing protein
Exons: 5
Coding region: 384-3395 (1003 amino acids)
Biological process (GO): Ras protein signal transduction; positive regulation of GTPase activity
Cellular component (GO): plasma membrane
Molecular function (GO): guanyl-nucleotide exchange factor activity; GTP binding; GTPase activity
Source: RefSeq, a predicted model, not a curated record